Prorocentrum cordatum is the source of this 1146-nucleotide messenger RNA. NCBI's taxonomy places the organism in Eukaryota, Dinophyceae, Prorocentrales, Prorocentraceae. The record is from the annotation of a GenBank genome assembly.
AUGCCAUCGGGGCCCUUGUCGCGCGCAUGGGGUCCAAGUCCCGCGUGCGGAUGGCGUCGAAGAGGAGGACCACCACCCGGAAGCAGGCGAACGAGGACCGAAAUGCUGUCCCUCUUCGGUGCCCUCGCGGAGCGGCAGGCGGGCGCCGGUUCCGAGGACGACCCGCUGUCGCAGCUGGUGGGCAUCAUCAGGCAGCACGCCAAGCCGACGCGCGAGGAUUGGAACGAGAGGCUGUCGGACCCGACGCUGACCGUCUGCGUCCGGGCGCUCGCGCGCACGAUCACGGGCGAUUGGGAGGCGUGCCGCAGGGUCGUGCGACUGGGCCUCAUCGGCUUUGUCCGGCGCAUCUUCCUUUCGGACAGGGCCGAGCGGGACACGAGCCCGAUGUGCGGUACCGAGUACCCGGCGCUCCAGUUGGCCUUGGCAGACUUGCUCGCAGAAGUGAUGCUGUCGGGCGCCGGAGAGGCCAUGAGGAGGCACCAGAAGCUGGGGCUCGGCGGCGGGCGAAUCAACGUGGGCUGGUCCAUGAGCUCGUCCGCCGGCUUCGCCGACAGGCCCACCUCGCGGGAGGACCAGCCGGAGGUACUGACCCAGAUCAGCAGGAACGUCGUGCAGAGCACGCUCAUCGGCGAGGCUGCCCUGGCGUCCGAGGCGCUCGUGGAGUCCGUGGCGGCGGCCCAGGCCAGGUACGACCACGCCCUCGUGUGGGCGGUGCUCUCGGCCCUGCGCCGCGCCGCCGAGCAGCCCAUGUGCUGCCAUCCGGGGGCACCUCCUGCUCUGCGGCCUGCAGCCCGCGCUGCACCGCCUGCGCGCCCUCUACGAGGCCUGCGGCGAGCGGCUCCCGCGCCCGGCCGAGCGGCCGCGGCCGCGGCCGCCCCCGGCGAUCUCGCCCGAGCCGCCGGACUUCCCCCGGCCGGUGGCCCCCGCGCUGGAGCGGUACACCGAGACCGUCAAGGGCAGGUGGCUGGCCUCGUCCGCCUCGCUGCCGGAGCUCCGGGGGCUCAGCGGGCAGGGGCGCGGCCAGGCCGCGGAGCCCGCGGAGGCCUCGGCGGAGGCCUCGGCGGUCGGUUCCCCGAUGUGGCUUGCCUGCGAGGUUGGCGACAGACGCCCUCUACCGCGAGUGCAGCAGAAGCUUCUUCCUGCUGA